Messenger RNA from Ostertagia ostertagi, 585 nucleotides. Lineage: Eukaryota; Metazoa; Nematoda; Chromadorea; Rhabditida; Trichostrongylidae. The record is from the annotation of a GenBank genome assembly.
AUGCCACUCUACCAAAAAAGAUAUCUUCGCACGAUGGGUGCGAAAACAAUCUCAUUCUAUGACAUACACAUGAUCAAUGUGUUUUAUCAAUGUUACGCUGCUUGCCAAGGAAAAGAAGCAAAAUGUGUGAAUGGCGGUCUUUCGAAUCCAAGACACUGCUCCACCGCCUGCGUUUGCCCAGCUGGUUAUGGUGGAGCCUUGUGCAACGUGCGUCCACCUGCCUGUGGAGCAACACUGGCGACUACUGCUACGUGGACCACGAGAAAGGUCACAGUUGGUGACCCCGCGAUAACAACAAAUAGCAAUGCUUACAAAAUGUGCACUGAUUGGAUUAGGGCUCCAGCCGGUAAAAUAGCUCAGAUCCGCGUGACAGAACUAAAGGGAGUGAACUGUGUGCGCGGCUGUUGGAUACACGCUAUUGAGCCGAAGAUCGACACCGAUAAACACCUGACGAAUGCAAGAUACUGCUGUCCAGCAGAUCUCAAGCAGAUUUUACCGAGUCGCAUCAAUCCAACACCGGUCGUCUCGUACAGCAUUCGUCGUGCGGCCACAUUUACCUAUCAGUAUAGACACGUAAACCCGUGA